Molecule: messenger RNA, 696 nt
Organism: Myxocyprinus asiaticus (Chinese sucker)
Lineage: Eukaryota; Metazoa; Chordata; Actinopteri; Cypriniformes; Catostomidae
Gene: eve1
Product: even-skipped-like1
Biological process (GO): regulation of transcription by RNA polymerase II
Cellular component (GO): nucleus
Molecular function (GO): RNA polymerase II cis-regulatory region sequence-specific DNA binding; DNA-binding transcription factor activity, RNA polymerase II-specific
Source: RefSeq, a predicted model, not a curated record
AUGCCUAAUGUUCACUUUUCAGUAGCAGAGGGCAGGGAGUCGCCAGUGUCUACUGUUGCUCAUGCUGACAGUGACCAAGGAGAAGAAGAAUGUGCUCGUGUUUCACUACUGAACGGGAUAGACCAGAGUCGUCGGCACAGGACUGCUUUCACACGGGAGCAGCUGAGCCGUCUUGAGCAAGAAUACUGCAAAGAAAGUUACGUGUCUCGACCUAGACGAUGUGAACUGGCGGCAGCGCUCAAGUUGCCCGAGACCACUAUAAAGGUCUGGUUCCAGAACCGAAGGAUGAAGGACAAGCGGCAGCGUCACAGUCUGCACUGGCCUAAUUCACUGGAUCCAAACCUAUGUGCCUUCAUGGUGAGUCAGGCGGCGGCGGGACUGCCCUACCCCAUGCUACCUCACAUACCUCUUCAUCUUUACUCUCAUCUGGGCAUGGGCAGAAUCUCCAGUUUCUCAAGCCCUUACAAUGCUACCACAAGGCCAAUGGACACUUUGCCGCUCCCUCCCUCGUCCUGGCUAGGUGGACUUCCACAGCCGGCUCUCUACUCCCCUGUCCAGACAAUGCACCAUGCUGCAGGAUGCCCCUGUCCCCACUGCUUUCACUGGAGACCAGAUCAACUGUUUAAAGCUAGAGGGGGAUCCAGCGGGGCUAGGACAGGCACGCAGCCCAAAACCUUUGGCAGUGCUUCAGGAUAA